AUGGAUGUCCUGACGACGCUGCGCAGCCACUUUAAGCUGUCUGCGAUGCCCAGCAUCGCAAGCGACGGUAUGCAGUACGCCAUCAAUGUCAGCUGCGCCGGAUGCGACGCUUGCGUGCUCUGGCCAAAGAGAGCCAGCAUUUUCACCGUGGACCCGGAGACGGGGAAGCAGCAACUAUAUGGAGCCAUCGGUUCUGUCCGAACUGAUUUCCAAUUUCCGCCAUCCCCGGGCGCUGUCCAGGCCUAUCAGAUUGAGAUGCGCGUCCCAAAGUGGUGCAUAGGCCCCUUUCGGCUGAGCUUUCAGAAGCGCGUGGCCGUCCACACUGACGAGCCGCUAAUGCCUGCAGAGGCA
Symbiodinium sp. CCMP2456 is the source of this 351-nucleotide messenger RNA. Lineage: Eukaryota; Dinophyceae; Suessiales; Symbiodiniaceae. The record is from the annotation of a GenBank genome assembly.